UAAUUUGUUUGAAGUUUUUUUAAAUAAUUAGAGUCGACUAUUUAAGGAAAAAUAAAUAUGGCUAAAUAAUUUACAGAAAAAAAAAAUAUAACUUUUUUUUAAAUCAAUGUAACUUAUUAUUAUGACAUUGAAAGGGUGAAUCCCAAAGUUAAUAAACUCUAGUCAGUAAAUUAACACACUAACAACAAUCAAACUUGCCUUGCUCUGAUUCGCUCCAAGAAAGUGUCAAAAACAAGAAGUUCACUACAUUUGGUAUUCUUCUGUAACAUAUAGAGCAGCAUAGUCGGAAUACCAAGCCCUGUCCAGAGAGAGAAAGAGAGGUACCAUGGAAGAAUCCACAGCCGAAAUCAGAACUCCUCUGAUAUCAAAGGAUGGGAAAUCUGAAGAACCAUCGACCUCAGAGUCUGAGAUUAACGUCGAACGAGUCCAUCAACCGAAGGAGGAGGAGGAGAACUCGCCGGUGAAGCAGGUGGCUCUGACCGUACCCACCACCGACGACCCGUCCCUCCCGGUCCUGACCUUCCGGAUGUGGGUCCUGGGAAUCCUUUCUUGCAUCCUCUUAUCUUUCCUCAACCAGUUCUUCUGGUACCGGACCGAACCGCUGACAAUCACGGCCAUCUCGGCUCAGAUCGCCGUCGUGCCGCUUGGACAACUGAUGGCGGCGAAGAUCACGGACCGGGUGUUCUUCAAGGGAAGUCGGUGGGAAUUCACGUUGAAUCCGGGGCCAUUCAAUGUCAAGGAACAUGUGCUUAUCACCAUCUUUGCAAACUCUGGUGCUGGCACUGUCUAUGCUAUUCAUGUGGUUACUGUUGUCAAGGUGUUCUAUAAGAAGCACAUCACCUUCUUUGUCUCCUUAAUCGUUGUUAUAACGACACAGGUGUUAGGGUUUGGAUGGGCUGGAAUAUUCAGAAGGUACCUGGUGGAGCCAUCAGCUAUGUGGUGGCCUGCAAAUUUAGUCCAGGUUUCACUGUUCAGGGCUCUGCACGAGAAAGAGGAACGGGCCAAGGGAGGCGUGACACGAACUCAGUUCUUCCUGAUUGCACUCACCUGCAGCUUUGCUUACUAUGUCUUCCCAGGUUACCUCUUUGAAAUGCUAACUUCAUUCUCAUGGAUCUGCUGGAUAUUCCCCACAUCAGUCCUAGCCCAACAGCUCGGUUCGGGGCUUUAUGGGCUUGGCAUUGGUGCUCUCGGAUUCGACUGGUCCACCAUCUCAUCCUACCUUGGAAGCCCAUUGGCAAGCCCAUGGUUUGCCACUGCCAAUGUUGCUGCUGGAUUUGUCCUUGUCAUGUAUGUGUUGACUCCCAUUUGCUAUUGGCUUGAUGUCUAUAAAGCCAAGACCUUCCCAAUAUUUUCGGACGAUUUGUUUCAAUCAGAUGGUAUAAUAUACAAUAUUACGAGCAUUAUCGACUCCAAUUUCCAUCUAGACAUUGCGGCCUAUGAGCGAGAAGGACCUCUUUACCUCAGUACAUUUUUUGCCAUGACUUAUGGUGUUGGUUUUGCUGCACUCACUGCGACAGUUGUUCAUGUGUCACUGUUUCAUGGAAGAGAAAUUUGGGAGCAGAGCAAAUCGAGUUUUGGAGAGAGGAAGAUGGACAUACACACAAGACUGAUGAGCAGGUACAGACAAGUCCCUGAGUGGUGGUUUUGGGUGAUCCUUGUCGUAAACAUUGCAGUCACCAUCUUUGCCUGCGAGUAUUUCAUUGAUCAGCUUCAGUUGCCAUGGUGGGGUGUGUUACUGUCAUGUGUGAUUGCCUUCGUCUUCACUCUUCCUAUUGGGAUCAUCACUGCCAUCACAAACCAGACACCGGGGCUGAACGUGAUCACCGAGUAUAUAAUUGGGUAUAUAUACCCGGGAUAUCCGGUGGCUAACAUGUGCUUCAAAGUGUAUGGAUACAUAAGCAUGACACAGGCUGUCACCUUUCUGCAAGAUUUCAAACUUGGUCACUACAUGAAAAUUCCGCCUAGAACUAUGUUCAUGGCACAGGUUGUAGGAACACUGAUUGCUGGUUUUGUCUACUUGGGCACUGCUUGGUGGUUAAUGGAAACAAUCCCAGACAUCUGCGAGUCAUCCUCCUCCAUAUGGACUUGUCCAACGGACACUGUCUUCUACGACGCAUCCGUAAUCUGGGGUUUAAUCGGACCUCGUAGAAUCUUCGGAGACGAAGGCACAUACGGAGCAGUCAACUGGUUCUUCCUGGCGGGAGCAAUCGCACCACUACUAGUAUGGCUAGCUCAGAAGGCCUUUCCGAACCAAAAUUGGAUACGACUAAUCAACAUGCCGGUGUUGAUCGGGGCCACCGGAAUGAUGCCACCGGCCACGGCCGUGAACUACACGACUUGGAUCAUAAUGGGAUUCUUCUCAGGUUUUGUAGUGUAUAGAUAUAGACCAGAAUUGUGGAAGAGGUACAAUUAUGUUCUGUCAGGUGCGCUAGAUGCUGGAUUGGCUUUCAUGGGAGUGUUGUUGUAUUUUUGCUUGGGAUUGGAAGAUGUGAGUCUUGAUUGGUGGGGGAAUGAUCUUGAUGGCUGUCCUUACGCAUCUUGUCCUACUGCCAAAGGGGUUAGUGUGCCUGGUUGCCCUGUUGUGUUAUGAAAUAUUUGAGAGAUUGUACCUUUUGUUUUUGGUUUUUUUUUAGUUGGCCUUCAUUAUGUAAAUACAUUGUUUUUAGGACAAAUUAUACCAAUAAUUUCUAGUUUCUAUUGUUUGUAUCAAUCUGAUCCAUAUGCUACUUAUUGUCAUGCA
Camellia sinensis is the source of this 2740-nucleotide messenger RNA. RefSeq names its product oligopeptide transporter 7 (gene OPT7). Gene Ontology annotation, biological process: transmembrane transport. NCBI's taxonomy places the organism in Eukaryota, Viridiplantae, Streptophyta, Magnoliopsida, Ericales, Theaceae. Gene Ontology annotation, molecular function: oligopeptide transmembrane transporter activity. The record is from RefSeq and is a predicted model, not a curated record.